AUGCGGCUCUACGUGUUCGUCGCUGUUUUACCGGCUCUGAUCCAGGCUAAGUCCCUAGCCACAGGCUUAGCUAAGCUCGGACGUCGUCUUCAAAAUGCUGGCUCAGUCGAGAUCGAAGAACUUCUGGGCCGGGCUGUUCUUAGGAAACGACCGACCGGUAAGGAGAUUGAAGAGAACGAACGGCGUGAAGCCAAUUUGUGA
Messenger RNA from Cylicostephanus goldi, 201 nucleotides. The record is from the annotation of a GenBank genome assembly. NCBI's taxonomy places the organism in Eukaryota, Metazoa, Nematoda, Chromadorea, Rhabditida, Strongylidae.